CGGCUUGGUUAAUGGUUCCCGUAAAACGACACUCUUUCGUGAGAGAGACUCUGCGGCCUGUCUCAUUUCUCAAGUGAAAAUGAGGACAGCCAAAGAAGGUAAGAGAAGCCGGAACCGGAGUUCCCCAUCGUCGCCCUUCAGGGACAGGACACCAACCACACUUUCCUCCCCUCGGCUCGAUCCAAUCUCAACGGGUUCUAGUCCAAAUAAAUCAAUAAUCACUCCUUCCACCUCUCUCCUAGACCGUGAACUCGUCACCGAAGACGCCACCACUCUGUUCGAAGACCUCCAAAUCUCCCCGGAACCCAACCCUCGGAACUUCCCCUUUAGUGUGAAGCAGAAGUGCUGGGACAAGUCCGAGAAGGUUCGAGGCCGAGACCCGGAUCGUUGGCGCCGAGACGCCAUCGGCAACAUCGUCUUUCGGAAGCUAGUGGGUUGCCCGGGAUGUCUCUGUCAUGAUUAUGACCACAUUUUGCCUUACUCUAAGGGAGGACAAAGCACACUUGAAAAUUGUCAGGUUUUGCAGGCAACUGUUAAUCGAUCAAAGGGAAAUAGGACUGGGAUGUCAAGAGCUGAUCUCAUUCAAAAAAGUUCUUAUUGCCGAGUUUCAGGUCGUGACAUGGAUCUUCUUGAACUUUCUGCCUAUGGCAAUGUCCGCCGCGGUCAAGACUCUGGGGGAUGUAGAAUUCAAUAGAAAUGCUAGCGUUUUUGUCAAGUUAAUUCCUACAUGGAGUAGGAUAUGAGUACGUGUGCUAACUAUUAAUUCACCUGGAGCUUUAAGCUCAUGGCGCAAAAAAAAAUUGAUUUUGUUCGGUUAGGUGUCUUAUAUAAACGUACUCAAGCUACUCUAGUACACUGAACAGCAUCCUUGUUCACACUAAUAUCCUGUAUUUUGAGUGCUAGCUUUCAGUUCCGUGCCA
Messenger RNA from Juglans regia (Persian walnut), 920 nucleotides. RefSeq lists its product as uncharacterized. The transcript has 4 exons. The record is from RefSeq and is a predicted model, not a curated record. The coding region runs from base 80 to 694 and encodes 204 amino acids. NCBI's taxonomy places the organism in Eukaryota, Viridiplantae, Streptophyta, Magnoliopsida, Fagales, Juglandaceae.